AUGGCACCUCACGCAGAAGACAGCGCCGGCCACGCGAAUGGGUAUGGUGUGACGACGCCCCCCAAGGAUCUCUUUAUUGUCAACUCCCCCAAUGUCGAGUACACCGAAGACACUAUCAAGUCAAAGUACACUUACCGCACUACCGACGUUACCCAGAACGCCGACGGCAAGUAUGUGGCCAUCCCCAAGGAGACUCUCUACGACUUCAAGGUAGACCGCAAGAUUCCCAAAGUCGGUGUCAUGCUCGUUGGCUGGGGCGGUAACAACGGAACUACCGUCACCGCUGGUAUCAUCGCCAACAAGCGCAACCUCGUCUGGGAGACCAAGCAGGGCAAGCGCGGCGCCAAUUACUAUGGCUCUGUCAUCAUGAGCUCUACCACCAAGCUCGGCGUCGACAGCAAGACCGGCAAGGAGAUCUACAUUCCUUUCCACGACCUCCUGCCCAUGGUCCACCCCAACGAUCUCGUGGUUGGCGGUUGGGACAUUAGCGGCAUGAACCUCGCCGAUGCCAUGGACCGCGCCAAGGUCCUCUCACCCUCUUUGAAGUCUCUGGUCCGCAAAGAGAUGGGCACUAUGAAGCCUCUGCCCAGCAUCUACUAUCCCGACUUCAUCGCUGCCAACCAGGAGGAGCGCGCCGACAACAUCCUCGAGGGUACCAAGGCUUCCACGGCCCAUGUUGAGCAGAUUCGCAAAGAUAUCCGUGACUUCAAGGCCGCCAACAACCUCGACAAGGUCAUCGUGCAGUGGACCGCCAACACAGAGCGUUAUGCCGACAUCCUUGAGGGCGUCAACGACACUGCCGACAACCUGUUGAAGGCUAUCGAGAAUGGCCAUGAAGAAGUCUCCCCCUCGACUGUCUUCGCGGUUGCCUCCAUCCUUGAGGGCGUCCCAUUCAUCAACGGCUCUCCCCAGAACACCUUCGUCCCUGGCGCCAUCCAGCUUGCCGAGAAGCACAAUGCCUUCAUCGGUGGUGAUGACUUCAAGUCGGGCCAGACCAAGAUGAAGUCUGCUCUCGUUGACUUUAUGAUCAACGCCGGUAUCAAGCUCACCUCCAUUGCCAGCUACAACCACCUCGGCAACAACGACGGCAUGAACCUCAGCUCUCAGAAGCAGUUCCGCUCCAAGGAGAUUUCCAAGUCCAACGUAGUCGACGACAUGGUCGCUGCCAACAACGUCUUGUACAAGGAGGGCGAGCACCCUGAUCACUGUGUCGUCAUCAAGUACAUGCCCGCUGUCGGAGACGACAAGCGUGCUCUUGAUGAGUACUAUGCUGAGAUCUUCCUGGACGGUCAUCAAACGAUCAGCUUGUUCAACGUUUGCGAGGACUCUCUGCUGGCUUCACCUCUGAUCAUCGACUUGGUCCUUGUCGCCGAGAUCAUGACACGUGUUCAGUGGAAGGCUAGCAGUGCUGAGGCCAGCGAUGCCAAGUACUCUGGCUUCCACAGCGUUCUCAGUGUGCUCAGCUACAUGCUCAAGGCACCUCUCACGCCUGCCGGCACCCCUGUUGUGAAUGCACUCGCCAAGCAGCGUGCUGCUCUCACCAACAUCUUCCGCGCUUGCGUCGGUCUUGAGCCAGAAAACGACAUGACGCUGGAGCACAAACUGUUUUAG
Messenger RNA from Cucurbitaria berberidis CBS 394.84, 1611 nucleotides. Its product is annotated as Myo-inositol-1-phosphate synthase. Lineage: Eukaryota; Fungi; Ascomycota; Dothideomycetes; Pleosporales; Cucurbitariaceae. Gene Ontology annotation, molecular function: inositol-3-phosphate synthase activity. The record is from RefSeq and is a predicted model, not a curated record. Gene Ontology annotation, biological process: inositol biosynthetic process; phospholipid biosynthetic process. Gene Ontology annotation, cellular component: cytoplasm. The coding region runs from base 1 to 1611 and encodes 536 amino acids. The transcript has 2 exons.